GGAACCUUUCCUCGGCGAGGUUUUUCUCAAGCCGUCGUCGAUUCUCUCUGCUCAUCAAAGCUCCCAUUAGAAGAAGCAAAGUUUGAUUAUGGAAGCCAAUUGUGAUUCUUCUGCCAAUGUUUCCAGCAAUGAUAAAGAGACAUCGUCUGAGAAGAUCUUUGUCAACCAUGCUGAGAUUGCAUGGCAAGAGAUGAGGAAGAAUUGGGUUGGAGAUCCGUCUAAAAGGACUUCUGAGUUGCCUAUGGAACCUGUUAUAAGCUUCAACGCCACUUAUGAAGAGAUGCUUCUAAACAACCACACACCCUUUCACAAGCCCAUCCCUCUAGCUGAAAUGGUGGAUUUUCUAGUUGAUUUUUGGCAUGGGGAUAGUCUUUUCGACUAGGUAACUCAAGUGAAGGGGGAGUUCUCAGUAAUUCUUGCCUUCGUACAGAAUUUAGUUGCAGCCUCUAAUCCCAUUUUAUAUUAAAACAAUGUUUUUGUGUAACUAUUCUACAUGAGUUGAUGGAAUGAUCUUUACUUAUAACCUUAACGGAUUGAUUACCAUUAAAAAUUUUAGAUACCAAACUUGUUCUUGCUUUAGAACAUGAUUUGAAUAUUGA
This is a messenger RNA of Eruca vesicaria subsp. sativa (arugula), 599 nucleotides long. Lineage: Eukaryota; Viridiplantae; Streptophyta; Magnoliopsida; Brassicales; Brassicaceae. The record is from the annotation of a GenBank genome assembly.